AUGUCUCUAUCGCGAAUUCCUCUCACUCAAGUUUUCAGAUCCAAGAGCAACAGCACAAGCUCGACGUCGUCUGACUCGGAAACGACAAGUCCCGGUACACGAGACACGACGCCAUUUUUCAGCAGUCCAGUCAGGGCAAACACUCUACCAGGCUUCGGCAUGGCGCAACCAAAUGCAGGAGCAGGAGCCCGGGGCACAAGAACCCCUCAAAUGCUCGAGUAUGAGCGACAAGCGGAAGAACGGCAGAAGGAGUACGACAGGAUGCAGGAAGAACGCGAGCGUAUGCUGGAGGCCGAGGAGAAGAUACAGCAAGAGCAAGAGAGGAUCGCUCAGGAGGAGUACGAGAUGAGACAAUACUAUGAGGCGGAAGCUUUGAAGCAUGCGGAGGAACUGAGGGUUCAUCAGGAGGAAAUCAAGAGGCAUCAGCAGAGAGUGAGGGAGCAUCAGCGUCGACUCCAAGAUCAUGAAGCCUCUGCUGAAGCUUUCGCUAGAGUAAUCGCCAUGCCCGCGAAACAAGGCAGAGAUAAAAUCUCAUUUAUCGCCGCUCCCAGGAAGAAUAGCGCGACUGCGAAUGGGAAUGGACAAGCGCCGGCUCAAUCUCAAGGGUGA
Molecule: messenger RNA, 609 nt
Organism: Lachnellula hyalina
Lineage: Eukaryota; Fungi; Ascomycota; Leotiomycetes; Helotiales; Lachnaceae
Product: Reticulocyte-binding protein 2-like protein
Exons: 2
Coding region: 1-609 (202 amino acids)
Source: RefSeq, a predicted model, not a curated record